Molecule: messenger RNA, 820 nt
Organism: Canariomyces notabilis
Lineage: Eukaryota; Fungi; Ascomycota; Sordariomycetes; Sordariales; Chaetomiaceae
Exons: 1
Coding region: 248-703 (151 amino acids)
Source: RefSeq, a predicted model, not a curated record
ACCAAACCGAUGGGGGCAUUGCAAACCGAUGGGGGCAUUGGGAUGGAUCGACCUUUGACUCGAACUAUUUUGGGACGCUCUGCGAUGGGAUAGAGGCACCCUAUCACGACAGUAAUGCACCUACCUAACUCACUCUCAAUUUCGGCCCUCAAAACGGAUUCCGAAUCUCCGAUUUUCACCAUGUCCCCCGGUUGUUGUUUUAUUUUUAUUUUUAUUUUUUUUUCUCACUACUUUUUCAUUUCCUUCUAUGACACCCCGCUUCACAGCUUUUUUUUCAUCACCUUCUGGGCAUUGCAUGGUCCGGCAUGGGGAGGCUUGCAUCAUGGUGUUUCGCUCGGGCUACCGUGGAAGGUGGUGGUGGGGAGUUGAGUUGAUGAGUCUUGCCUGCCAUUUCGCGCUUUCCCCUGACCAUCAUCCUUGGGAAAUGCUCUCAGUCUUAAUUGCAUUCUUAAAAAUCUGGCAUUAUCAAAAGAGGAGGGAAUACCAUGCAGGAGCAUCGAGGAGCUUGCCGAUGUCUACCUGGAGGCAGUCGUGGGACUGGGAGAAGAGGCGGUUAGUGGCUAGGAAGGAUUCAUUUGGUGAUGGUGCCCAGCAUGGUUGGAGCUUGUGGUCAUGUUUGUUGAUUCAGGCGGUGGCAGGAGGGGUUGUGGCCAGGGAGGCCUGGCGUUUGGAAGACAGAGUGGACAGAGGAGAAGCGGAGUAGUAAGCAACGAGGUUUUUUUUACACUUAGGGCUACCACGAGUAUUCUUUGUUCGGUUUAACGCGGAAGAGGGGAAAGAGGUUGUUGGCAACGAGCUGGAGACGGGGAGAGGUCCGUCU